AUGGUCCUCAGAUCAAACCUGCCCCGCUCGCAGAUCCUCCAGCUCCUGCCGGCGCUGCUGCCUGCGGCGACCUGGCGGCCGCUGCCAGCCAUCGCCGUCGGAGGCGUCUCGUCGGGCGACCAGGGGCAGAUUGCCGGCGACAAGGCCUUUCAGCCUGGGCUGGCGGGCAAGGACUACGGCAAGAGCGAGAUGUCGUACGACGACUUCACAAAGCGGCCGAGCGGCAUGGCGUUCAAGGAGGCGAAGCCCGGCAACGGAAAGUCGCCCGUCGCCGGCGACCGCGUCGUGGUGGACUGGAGCGGCUACACGAUCGGCUACUUUGGUCGGCCGUUCGAGACGAAGAAGCUGGUCGAGCUAGACGGCAAGGACAAGGCCUACCUCCGCUUUGAGCUCGGAAAGGGCGCUGUCCUGCCCGCGCUCGAGGAGGCCGUUGCGGGGAUGAGCGAGGGUGGAGUGUGGCAGGUGGUGGUCCCCUACCGGCCCGGCCUCAGCUACCCAGACGAUGACAAGGACCACGAGCGGGUGGGUCCUGUCCCUAGCACCUUCUCGGGCCAACGCGCGCUCAACUUUGUGCUGUACAACAAGGACCUCAUCGACAAGACGCUCCUCUUCAACGUCAAGGUGAUCCGGGUGGACAGGCCCGGAGAGAACGGGUGGAAGAAGGGCUAGGCGCGCGCCCGCUCCACUGGGUGGAGCGUGGAGCCGGUGGAGGUGAGUCGUGAGUCUGCAGGUGAGCGAGCCGCGGCCCGCGCGGUCUCUGACGGGUAUACCCACCACGGACUCGUAACACAGGCGCUCCGCCGUCUAGCAAUUGACACCCAAUGGAGGUGGGAGAGAAAACUGAAAAGUGC
This is a messenger RNA of Emiliania huxleyi CCMP1516, 851 nucleotides long. RefSeq lists its product as hypothetical. Gene Ontology annotation, cellular component: chloroplast; thylakoid. Gene Ontology annotation, molecular function: peptidyl-prolyl cis-trans isomerase activity. NCBI's taxonomy places the organism in Eukaryota, Haptophyta, Isochrysidales, Noelaerhabdaceae. The transcript has a single exon. The coding region runs from base 1 to 669 and encodes 222 amino acids. The record is from RefSeq and is a predicted model, not a curated record.